GUUGUGGGUGACGACGAGUGACUGGUGAAAGUUCAAAGGUUAAAUUUUUGUUGUCUUUGUGUAAAGGAGUGGAGCUCGGUCGCGCAUCACUCUUCCCUCUUCCCCGAGUCCUUUUUAAACUCUCCCCCGGGUUUCUACCCUCCCAAACCUCUCCCCUUCUACCCUUACAACCCCAACCCUCCCCCCGAUCACCCAGCAGCGCACGAAUAAGAUCCAUCUCGGAGACCAAAGACCCCAGUUUUGUACUGACAGCUAUUGUAGCAGUUAUGGACUCCGGAGUGAUUGAAGGCGGGCUCAAUGUCACCCUCACCAUCAGGCUGCUCAUGCAUGGCAAGGAAGUUGGGAGCAUUAUUGGAAAGAAAGGCGAAUCUGUGAAGAAGAUGAGAGAAGAGAGYGGUGCUCGCAUCAACAUCUCGGAGGGCAACUGUCCUGAGAGGAUUAUUACAUUGGCAGGUCCAACCACUGCCAUCUUCAAAGCGUUUUCCAUGAUCAUUGAAAAGUUGGAAGAGGAUAUAAGCAGCUCAAUGACAAACAGCACAGCUACCAGCAAGCCCCCAGUGACCCUACGCAUUGUGGUGCCGGCCAGCCAGUGCGGCUCCCUCAUUGGGAAAGGUGGCUGCAAGAUUAAAGAAAUCCGAGAGUCAACCGGAGCUCAGGUACAAGUGGCAGGAGACAUGCUUCCCAAUUCCACGGAGCGUGCCAUCACCAUUGCUGGCACUCCUCAGUCAAUAAUUGAGUGCGUAAAGCAGAUCUGCGUGGUCAUGCUUGAGUCUCCCCCUAAGGGCGUCACUAUCCCCUACAGACCCAAGCCUUCAGGAUCACCUGUCAUCUUUGCAGGUGGACAGGCAUAUGCUGUACAAGGACAGCACGCGAUUCCACAACCAGAUUCUUCCUCUGCUGCUAUUUCUCCACAGCUCACCAAGCUUCACCAGCUGGCUAUGCAGCAGAGUCCUUUCCCCAUUGCACCAGGCAACCAGGGAUUCACUGGGAUUGAUGCUUCUGCUCAAACCAGUUCCCAUGAGAUGACCAUUCCAAAUGAUCUUAUUGGAUGCAUCAUCGGCCGCCAGGGAGCCAAAAUCAAUGAGAUUAGGCAAAUGUCUGGUGCCCAGAUCAAGAUCGCAAAUCCGGUGGACGGCUCAACAGACCGCCAGGUUACUAUCACAGGCUCGCCUGCCAGCAUCAGUCUGGCGGAGUACCUCAUCAACGCAAGUGUAGAGUCCUCUAAACCUCCUCCCUCCUCCUCUUCCUCCUCCUCCUCCUCCUUGAACCCCGAACAGACCAGCUUGUGCCCUCCCUCCACCUCUACUACUACUACUACCACCACUACUACUACCACCACCACCACCUCUGCUGCUACCUCCUCCUUCUCCUCCUCCUCAUCUUCUUCCUCUUCCUCCUGUGUGGUGCCCCCCACAGCCUCCAUUCCUCUGUCCUUGUUGGCUCCAGGGCCGCCUCCUCCCUCUUCUUCCUCCUCUGCUUCCUCCUCCUCCACUGACUCCCUGCUCCCCAGCUCUCCUGCCUGUGUGUCGAGUCUCCUCAGUCUGAAGCCCCUGCCUCUCCUGGCCCUCCACGUUGUCAGUGGGGCCAGUAACCCCCCACACUCAAUUGCCACCGAGCCCAAAGUCGCCCCCGAGCUUGGCUCCAAGUCUAAAAGGCGAAGGCUCUCCCCUUACUAACCAAGGAAACAUAAGUCAUCUACUACUGAAGUGCUGACAAUGCUCUCUGUUGUCUGUACCGGCACUUGCUUUUGUAUCUGGCUGCACCAUGCCUCGCUUCCUGCAGAAAGCAGCCUCUUGUUACAAAGCCAGAGAGAUGAUUAAUGCCAUAUGUAUAAAAUAUGUGUAGCGUGAUUUUAUCUGUCUCUUUAAGAUAUGACAUGUUGAGUGCAUUAUAUUUUUCAACGACGUAAAACUUAGCAUGGACAGAGAAUAAUUUCACCGAAUCACUGAAAUGUUUCUCUUUUUGUGAAAGCUCUGCUCAGGUAGCGGCUCUCUCUUAAGAUGUCAUAGUGUAUUUGUGCGAUUAGCUUCCUUCUAGUUGUUUUUAAGUGACUUACGGUAGUUUACAUAACGGAGUGUUUAAAAACUUUUACUGCUCAUGUAAGAAAAAAAAUAAAAUAAUUUAAAGUAAAUCUUCCCUCAGGUAUGAAAGCCACCAAAUCAAUUUUUUGGGGGUGAUGUUGAUGUGAAAAUCACCCGAACAACCAUCUGCAUCAGCUCAGUACAGCUCCAUAGAGAAACAAGAAUAAUUAAACACAUUGCAGAUCUGAUUAUUGCUUGAAUUCACCCACUCAAAAAGAGCAAAACCAAUUAAUGUUUAUCCCCUUCACGACUUUGAGUAUGACGCUUCAGCAGCUCAUUAACUUAUUAAAAACAAACUGGAAAUAGGAGGUAAUCAAGCCGCCCAACAUGAUUAUUAAGA
This is a messenger RNA of Austrofundulus limnaeus, 2421 nucleotides long. Its product is annotated as poly(rC)-binding protein 2. The record is from RefSeq and is a predicted model, not a curated record. NCBI's taxonomy places the organism in Eukaryota, Metazoa, Chordata, Actinopteri, Cyprinodontiformes, Rivulidae. The transcript has 13 exons. Gene Ontology annotation, molecular function: RNA binding. The coding region runs from base 267 to 1676 and encodes 469 amino acids.